This is a messenger RNA of Arachis duranensis, 6093 nucleotides long. Its product is annotated as transcription initiation factor TFIID subunit 4b. The transcript has 15 exons. Gene Ontology annotation, biological process: transcription initiation at RNA polymerase II promoter. The record is from RefSeq and is a predicted model, not a curated record. Bases 2529 to 5486 code for a protein of 985 amino acids. Gene Ontology annotation, cellular component: transcription factor TFIID complex. NCBI's taxonomy places the organism in Eukaryota, Viridiplantae, Streptophyta, Magnoliopsida, Fabales, Fabaceae. Gene Ontology annotation, molecular function: protein heterodimerization activity; RNA polymerase II general transcription initiation factor activity; DNA binding.
AUCGUCGUUUUUUAAUACUCACAGUUGGUGUUUUGUUUUUCAUUGAUUGAUGAUUAUUGAUUAAGUGAUGUGUUGCUGUUUUGUUUUUUUACUUUGUGCUUGAGUUAAUUGGAUGCUCUGUCAGUGCUUAGUGCUUGUUCUUGGUUGAUUGGCUUUGCUCACUACUCUGGCUUGUUCUAGCCUAUUCUUGAUUAAUUAACUCUGUUACUGGCUUAUUGAUUGAUGCUGAAUUGGUACGGAUAAACUGUUACUGGCUUGUUCUUGGCUAUUUUGUCUGUUGUUAAAUUUUGUUAAAGUUUCUUGAUUUUGUGCUCAUUACCUCAUUCAGUGCCUUUUUUUUGUUAAUCAUUGUGCUGAGCUUGUUAAUCAUUGGCUUAUUGAUUGAUGCUAAAUUGGUACUGAUAAAAUGUUACUGGCUUGUUCUUGGCUUUUUUUUAUCUGUUGUUAAAUUUUGUUAAAGUUUCUUGAUUUUGUGCUCAUUACCUCAUUUAGGACUUUUUUGUUGUUAAUCAUUGUGCUGAGCUUGUUAAAAUUGGGUUAAAAACUUUGUAAAUCUUUGUUAAAGCAUGUUAAUUUUUGUGUUAACCUUGUGAAAACUAUGUUAAAAACUUGAUUGGCUUUGCUCACUACUCUGGCUUGUUCUAGCCUGUUCUUGAUUAAUGAACUCUGUUACUGGCUUAUUGAUUGAUGCUAAAUUGGUACUGAUAAACUGUUAUUGGCUUGUUCUUGCUUUUUUUCUGAUGUUAAAUUUUAUUAAAGUUUCUUGAUUUUGUGCUCAUUACCUCACUCAAUGCUUUUUUUGUUGUUGUUAAUCAUUGUGCUGAUCUUGUUAAAAUUGGGUUAAAAUUGAUAAUCUUUUGGAGUUUGAUGUAUAAUAGGUUGAUUUCAAGCUGAGAUUUUCUUCUAACAAUGAUAUUGACAACUGGAAUAACUUAACAAUUGGACUAUUCAUUUUAGAGAGGAAAAACAUCUACAUAAUUUUCAUAUUUUAUUGAUGAGCAUUUGAGCUGUUUAUAUUUGAAGCUUGUAAAACAGAUGGAAUGCUUUCUAUAAAAACCACGAGGAGCAGCUCAAAGUUAGGAGUGGAGUAGCUUGCAGCAUUGAAAACCAUCAACACAAUGAACUGGUGAUAGAGGCAGUCAUAAUAAUAAGUAACAUGCUAGUAGACAUGUUUUGUAAUUUUAUAUUAUAGCAAUACACAUAUUCUAUCAUUUUUAUUGUGUUGAUUUAUUGAUUUUUUUUAUUGUGUUGAAGAGAGUUGUUCUAUAAUUUAUUUAUUAUUUUAUUUUAAAACGGUUUUUUCGGUUGAAUUACGGUUGGACCAGUGAACCAGUGAGUAAAACGGUUCGAUGAUCGGUCCGGUUCUUAGAACCAUGAUUUGAUGAUAAAUUUUAAAUUGAUAACUUUUAAAUAUUAAAUUUGCACUGCCUAUGUUACUGAUUCACUGUUCUUUCAGUGUUUUUUGUUGUUAAUAAUUGUGAUGAGCUUUGUUAAAAUUUGCACUGCCUAUAUUACUGAUUCACUGUUCCUUCAGUGCUUUUUGUUGUUGUUAAUCAUUGUGAUGAGCUUUGUUAAAAUUUGCACUGCCUAUGUUACUGAUUCACGGAUUCAUCCCUCUUGUCAUCAUCAUCGGCAUGAACUCCGAACCAAAACCCCAACUCUCUGGAUAAAAUUGUAACGAAAGCUGAUUGGGAUUUUUUCUUCUACUUAAGGUAUGAAUCAGAAUGAUGAGGCCAAGUUGUGAAUGCACAAGUGUCAACGGACUAUAAUAUAUAUUGAGUUUGUGACAUUAGAAGGGUGUAAUAAUAACAAUAAUGGAGUCAUGUUAUUUGAAUAUUGAGGUUUAACAUUUAAACUCUCAGCUUCUCAGCCCUGUUUGAUUCUUCUUCUCAGGCAAUUGAAUCGAAUCAACCUGGCCUUCCUUUUCUUUUUCUUUUAGUUGAUUCUUAAUUUUUCUAAUAUAUGUAGCUUUCUGAAUCAAGUGGAUCAGAUUAUGUAGUUUUCUUGAUUUGGGAUGUUUUCGGAGACGCAUUAGAAGAGUUAUUUUAUUAUUGUUUGCUAUAAAAAUAUUCACAUGUUGUGUAUGCUUGUGAUUGUUUCGGUGUUUACAUUUUCUUUCCAAGUCACUUGCUAUGGUUGUUCUUUGAGUUAAGGCUUUGUAUGUGUGUGUGAGAACAUGUGAUAAUGUUGAAUGCUGUUGCAUCUAAUAGGAGUUUUUGGAGUACUCUCAUCUUUGGUCCUUUGUAAUUUAUUUAUUAUUUUAUUUUAAAACGGGUUUUCCGGUUGAACCAAUGAACCAGUGACUAAAGCGGUUUGAUGACCGGUCCGGUUUUCAGAACAUUGUAUUUUACCAUUAAUUAUCCCCAUUCAUUUUCCCUUUUGUUGCGUUUUUCAACUGGGUACCUGCCCUACAGGUGUUUGAUGAAUUUAGUCAGUGAAACAUAAAAAGAGAGAGAUUAUACUGUAUGUUCGAAUAACUCUUAAACUUCUGUUGGGUAAUCAGAGUUGGGAUUGGAAUUGCCAUUGCCAUGGAUCCUUCUAUUAUGAAGCUCCUCGAAGAUGACGAGGAUGAAACAAUGCAUUCAGGGGUGGAUGUUGAAGCCUUCCAAGCUGCACUAAACAGAGACAUAGGAGGAUCUACUUCCACUUCUGGCUCAGACCCAGUUUUGUCUCAAGGAAGCAACAAUACAUUGACUCAGUCAAUGCCACAGUGGCCAACUCCUAGCCAUGAAAACCAAACCCAAGUUCAAAAUCAAGAGCCUGAAACUGCACAGCAACGAGAGCAACCUUCAUCUGAGGUGGAGCAAAAGCAACAUGGAUCUCUUGCUGAACAAGUACAGCAUGUUGCUUCCCAGGACGUAAAUAAUCCUCCUUUACCACAGCAUGUUGCUUCCUCGGACGUAAAUAAUCCUCCUCUACCACAGCAUGUUGGUUCUCAGAGUGUAAAUAAUCCUCCUUUGCCACAGCAUGUUGGCUCCCAGAAUGUAAAUAAUCCUCCUUUGCCGCAGCAUGUUGCUUCUCAGAAUGUAAGUAAUCCUGCUUUAUCACAAAAGCAGACUCAAGAUGAAGGUCAUCAACCACAGCCUGUUCAAAAUUCUCAGACAGUUGGAAUUCAAAAUUUGGGAAAAUAUCCUGCUCCUAAUAAUGAAGUACCCAAAACACUUGAUCCCAGCAGCGAAUCUCAGCAGUAUGCAAAGUUGCCGCAAAUAAGUAAUCAACAGGCUACAGUCAAUGAGCAGCCAGGAGGCCAAAUUAAUCGUCAAAAACAGGUACCAUUUGGCAUGUUGCUACCUAUCUUGAUACCUCAACUUCCCAAAGACCGAGCCAUGCAACUUCAAACUCUAUUUAGUAAAUUGAAGAAAGACGAAAUAGCAAAAGACAGUUUUGUGCGGCUUAUGAAAGGUAUUGUAGGGUACCAGCUGCUUAAAUUAGCAUUGUCAAAAGUACAAGCUCAGCUACAAGCACAGACAAGACCCAACCAAGGACCUGUGAGGCAGCAGCAACCUGUUCGGAUGGCCACUGUUGACUUAGGUGCAAGACAAUUAAAUGAUCCCCAUGCUUUAGCUCAGCUUCAUCAGAGAAGUAUGAAUGCAGCUGCAGACCAAUCUCGUAUGACUUCUUCAGCUGUCCAAACUAUGGAGAACAAUGCUAGAAAAUCUCAAGAAUUGGAUGCUAGAAUGGAAACUCAGGGUUUGCAACUGAGCCAGUUGUCAUCUUCCAAUUCCAUCACUGUUAGUCAGGAAGCACAAAGAUCAUCUGUUCAUGUACACGGGCUUAAUAAGCAGCCACAGCCUCAGCAUCUACAUUUCCCAUCAGCAUAUGGCAGUAGUGGUGGUACUUAUAGGCCUUUUUCAGGGCCAGCUAGUAGUUCUGCUUCAUCUAUCAGACCACCACCACAUGAGUCACAUAUGAGUCAAAUUCCACAUCAAAGCACUGGUCCAAAUCACUUAGGUGGGGCAACACAAGGCUUCAUUGGUAUGCCAAAACUUGAACAGCAGAACUCUUUGAAUGAUCCCAAGAGGCUGCCGGGUGGCUCUGUUGCUCUAUUAAACAAUCCGGCAUCCCAGCAAACUCCAAAUGCAUCGCAACCACCAUCAAACAAAGAUCAAAAUUCAGGCUUCUUGUCAUCUGGUUCUUAUGUCAAAAAGGAACCUAGCGACAUGCCUACUGAGCAUCAACAUAGGCAGAAUAUUUCUAAAAUCCAUGGACUGCCUUCAGCUAAUUCUGCACAAAUCGAACAGGCAAGUGCCAAUCAAGGAACGGUAAAGGAUGAGUUCUCAAGGGGCCUUCCAGUAUCCACAAGUAUGGCACCUACAAUAUCUACUGGCUUGACAUCACUCAAUUCUGCUUCUCCUUCUGUAAUGGCCCAACUAGAUCCUAGUGUCUCAUUAAGCACCCAGGUACCAUCAAACACUUCUGGAAUUACUGUGAGGGCACCUGUGAAAAAGCCUUCUGUUGGCCAGAAGAAACCACUUGAAGCACUUGGUUCCUCACCUCCUCCUCCUCCAAGUAAGAAGCAAAAGGGAUCUGGGGGAUUCGUUGAACAAAGCAUUGACCAGCUUAAUGAUGUCACUGCUGUUAGUGGAGUCGAUUUGAGGGAAGAGGAAGAGCAGUUAUUUUCAGGUCCCAAGGAGGACAGUCGGGUUUCAGAAGCAACUCGAAGAGCUGUGCAAGAAGAGGAGGAAAGGCUGAUUUUGCAGAAAAUUCCACUCCAGAAAAAAUUGUUUGAGAUUAUGUUUAAGUAUGGCUUGAAGGGUGUGAGCAAUGAUGUGGAGAGAUGCUUUUCACUGUGUGUGGAGGAAAGAAUGCGUGGACUGAUAAGUAACCUGAUUAGAAUGUCAAAACAGCGGGUUGAUUUUGAGAAGACAAGACAUCGGACUGUUGUCACCUCAGAUGUUCAGCAGCAAAUCAUGACAAUAAAUAGGAAAGUAAGAGUGGAGUGGGAGAAAAGACAGGCAGAAGCAGAGAAGCUUCGGAAACAAAAUGACAUUGAUGGUAAUGCUGGAGCUGAUGGUGACAAGGACAAGGACGAGGGUCGUAAUAAAUCAUCAAAGGUGAACAAGGAAGAGGAUGACAAGAUGAGGACAAAUGCAGCAAAUGUUGCUGCCCGUGCUGCUGUUGGGGGAGACGACAUGCUCUCAAAGUGGCAACUUAUGGCCGAGCAAGCCAGGCAGAAACGUGAAGGCAUGACAGACACAUCAUCUGAUUCUCAACCAGCUAAAGAUGUAAGUCGCAAAUCUUCAGCAUCUGGAAAAAGUACGAAGGAUAAUCACGAAGGGGAUAAAAAAGGUUCUACUAAUUUUGUAACUUCAUGGGCUAUCAGAAAACAUGGGAGAAACAAUUCCCUUGUGACUCAAACUAAGAUUGCCCGAAGCAUCUCUGUCAAGGAUGUAAUUGCUGUGCUCGAAAUAGAGCCACAGAUGUCGAAAUCAUCGCUCAUUCAUCGCUUGUACGAGAAGAUUCAUUCUGAUGCUCAACCUGAGUGAAGUAGAAUUACAGAGAAGUGUUAAUACACAUUGUAAAUAAAUAAAUGCAUGUAUAGAAUAGUGGCUUAUAUACAUGUAUAGAAUAGUGGCUUAUUUUCUGUUAUACUGUAUAUAAAGUGAGAUGUUUAACUACUCUCAACUUGGAACCAUGAGUCUGCAAUUAGGUACACUAUUUGGCAGAAGUGUAUAGAAUAGUGGCUUAUAUACAUGAGGACUGGGUGUUGUUUGGUGUUAGUAAAAAAAAAAUGUCAUUGGAGGGUGUUAAAGAGGAGAUAAUGCACUUGAUGUGAAAAGCCUCAAUUAAAAUGUCAUUGGAAGGUGUUAAAGAGGAGAUAAUGUACUUGAUGUGAAAAGCCUCAAUUAUUAUGAGUGUUAAUUUCUGCAGGAAGGUGAGGUAUGAAUAUUUAGUUUGACACUUAUCAUUGAAAGUCUAUGAGCCUUUUGGAAGGUGAAAGUUUAGCUAUGUUGGUGUCUCAAGAGUGAACAUUUAGUUGUGCUUUCUUUGAGUGUUUUUAUAAUCUUCUAGGCCUUAUUUUAUUGUUGAUCAGGAUUUUUUGUCUGACUUUGACUUGAUUAGUUUUAAUUGAUUAUUUAUCGUUGACGACAA